Messenger RNA from Thermothelomyces thermophilus ATCC 42464, 1479 nucleotides. RefSeq lists its product as uncharacterized. NCBI's taxonomy places the organism in Eukaryota, Fungi, Ascomycota, Sordariomycetes, Sordariales, Chaetomiaceae. Bases 1 to 1479 code for a protein of 492 amino acids. The record is from RefSeq and is a predicted model, not a curated record. The transcript has 6 exons.
AUGUCCAUCACGGCUUGCCAAGACGGUUGUACAUGUACAUCGCACUCCGCCGAAGUUCACCAUGCCAUCAGGACCCUCCGAGCUUAUCGAUCGGCUCAAGAUGGCUGGAGCAGCACAAGCUGGUCGCAGGGGCAAGAAAUAAGUGCGUGGAUACUGGUGCCGGCUGUCUUCACGGAGCCGGACAGCUUGAGCUGGCCUAUUUCCGAUCCGGUUCAGGGGCUCGGUCGGACGCUGUCAGCACAGACCAUGCCAAACCAGGAGCUCUUGAUGGUUUUCACCAACUUUCUGUCCAAGUUCACGGCUUCGCUGGACGGAAAUCCAGAACCCUCGAACCCGUAUAUCAAGUAUUACGUCCCAUACUGUGUCAACUCUCAGCUCUUGUUGCGCGUGGCCAUCUACUCAGCUGCCUGCUUCCUCACCGACACUGGUCACGUCGACAGAACUGUGGCGAUGGCUCACAAGGGCCAUGUCUUCAGGCUGCUGAACGAACACAUCAGGUCACGGAUGCCCACAACUGACGAAGUGAUUGCUGAAGUGCUUCAGAUCAUCCUGAACGAAUGGCUCUGGGGAAACGCUGAUGAUCUGCGAGCUCACCAGCGCGGACUCCGGGAUAUGAUCAAAUGCCGCGGAGGAUUUCGAAUGCUCGGCCUACAUGGCCUGAUUAGCAAGCUUGCGAUAUCUGCCGACGCUGCGAUUUCCCUGUCUCUGGAAGUCCCGCCGUACCUGCGAGGAGGGCCCGAACUCGAGUUCAGCGACAGCUCACCUUUCCCUCUCCGUGUAGCCCUCAAUACGCCCCUGAUCCCCACGCUUGUGCGGUUUUCGUCAUGUGCCGACGCCCUUCGUAUCCACCCUGCCGUUGCCUCCAUUCUCGAUGACAUGCGCUUUCUUCUCGCUGCGGUCCUUGCGCUUCCGGCAAAGCCCUCGGCGAAGGAGCUCCAGAAGGUACAGGCCACGUCGGCUUGGAUUCAUGAGCGCAUCUCGGGCCUCUCCGAAGACUCGCCGGCCACGCGACGUCCCCCAGAAGCGAGCUCGGCGCCCAGAGCCGACGGCUCCAUGGUGGCGGAGAUAUCCAAACAGGUGCAAUCUCCCCACGGCUCCGCCUCCCUCCUCUUCCGCCUCGUCCUCCUCUUGCCUCCAGACCACAUCUACCAAGCCAUCCGUCUCGCCGCCCUCCUGUACAGCCGCGCCAUUAUGCACCGCCGGGCCUUCAGCCGGGUCGUCAUGUCCGAUGCGUACCUCCGCCUCUGGACCACGGCGUGGCGCGUGCCGCUGUCGACGUGGCGAUCCCUGCUGGGCGUGCUCACCUGGAUCCUGCUGCCCCUCCCGCACGACCGCUACAUGAGGGGCAUGCUCAACAUCUGCAUGUUCCAGAUGGGCAUGGACAACUGGGAGAUCGCGAGCUCGGCCAUGGAGGCAGGCCUGCGUUUACAGCGACGGUUGGCGGGUGAGCCGGUGAGCCCUUCGGAGGCCGGCGAGUGA